CCCUCCCUCUCUCUCUCUCUCUGUAGAACGCCGGAUGUCCGGAGUGUGGCUCUUCAACAAGAACGGCGUGGCUCGGCUGAUCCCGAACCCGACGCGGGAAUCCUUCGAGCGGAGGGAGCCGCACCACCCGGGCACCGCGACCGCCCCCGGCGCCCGGCCCAGGGUCCUGGUCUACGUCCCCGCCAACCACGUGAUCAGGUCCCACGCGGAGCUCGAGCAGCGGCUGGGCGAGCUCGGCUGGACCCGCUACCACAACGCGGCCACCGCGAAGCCCGACCUGAUCCAAUUCCACAAGUCCGACCGGUCGGCUCACUUGAUCUCUCUCCCCAGGGACUUCGCCAACCUCAAGACCCUCCACAUGUACGACAUCGUCGUCAAGAACCGAUCCUUCUUCGAAGUCCGCGACCCUGAAAAUGUUGCACCAUCCGUUUAGCCCAGCCAGUAGUAGCUAAGCUAGUUUCUUGGUGACAACGUAAUUACUUUCAGCAGGAUUAACACACCAAUUAUGUAGCGAACACAAAGGAGCAAAUUAAGAGCUAUAUCAUCAGUCCUAAUCACAGUGUUUUACUGAUAGUGUCCUGUAUGCAGUUUUAGGGCAUAGAGAGGUGCGGACAUGAAUAAAGUCAUCGGUAUUGUAAGCUAAAGGUUGAAAUGCAUGGGGCUGAUGCUUCGUUAUUAUUUUGGGGUU
Molecule: messenger RNA, 688 nt
Organism: Syzygium oleosum
Lineage: Eukaryota; Viridiplantae; Streptophyta; Magnoliopsida; Myrtales; Myrtaceae
Product: flowering-promoting factor 1-like protein 2
Exons: 1
Coding region: 35-433 (132 amino acids)
Biological process (GO): regulation of flower development
Source: RefSeq, a predicted model, not a curated record